Messenger RNA from Bufo bufo (common toad), 989 nucleotides. It is a transcript of the gene YWHAZ, whose product is annotated as tyrosine 3-monooxygenase/tryptophan 5-monooxygenase activation protein zeta. Lineage: Eukaryota; Metazoa; Chordata; Amphibia; Anura; Bufonidae. The transcript is spliced from 6 exons. Gene Ontology annotation, cellular component: cytoplasm. The record is from RefSeq and is a predicted model, not a curated record. Gene Ontology annotation, biological process: signal transduction. The coding region runs from base 171 to 911 and encodes 246 amino acids.
GGCCCCUGCUCAGCGAUUGGAGGAAACCCCGUGGAUCGGUUAGAGCUUUGAGCGCUCGGAAGAGAUUGGACUCUCCCAGCGGCAGUAGCCUGAGAGACGCGCAUUCGCCCAGCCCGGGGACCCGACAACCGCCCGCUGCAGCUCCCCUCUCCGACACAGAAACUUUAGCCAUGGAUAAAUCCGAGCUGGUACAGAAGGCCAAAUUGUCUGAGCAGGCAGAGAGGUACGAUGACAUGGCCGCCUGCAUGAAGCGAGUGACGGAAGAAGGAACUGAACUGUCCAACGAGGAGAGGAAUCUUCUAUCAGUCGCCUACAAAAAUGUAGUGGGUGCCCGCCGGUCGUCCUGGAGGGUCAUCUCCAGUAUUGAGCAGAAGACAGAAGGGAGCGAAAAAAAGCAGCAGAUGGCUCGAGAGUACCGGGAGAAGAUCGAGACAGAGCUGAGAGAUAUCUGUAAUGAUGUUCUGAGUCUUCUGGAAAAGCACUUGGUUCCCAAGGCAUCACAAGCCGAAAGCAAAGUUUUCUACUUGAAAAUGAAGGGAGACUAUUACCGUUACCUGGCUGAAGUAGCUAGCGGAGACGACAAGAAAACCAUCGUGGAGCAGUCCCAGCAGGCGUAUCAAAAUGCCUUUGACAUCAGCAAAAUGGAGAUGCAGCCAACGCAUCCCAUCCGGCUCGGACUGGCUCUCAACUUCUCCGUGUUCUUCUACGAGAUCCUAAACUCCCCAGAAAGAGCCUGUUCUCUGGCGAAAACGGCUUUUGAUGAAGCUAUUGCUGAGCUCGAUACUCUGAGUGAAGAAUCAUACAAAGAUAGCACAUUAAUAAUGCAAUUACUCCGAGACAACUUGACAUUGUGGACAUCAGACACUCAAGGAGAUGAAGCUGAGCAAGGAGAAUGCGGCGGAGAGAAUUAAUCAGCCUUCCUUUCCUGUCUGCCUCAUUCAAAAAAAAAAAAAAUGACACAAUAGACCAUUGUCAUCCUUACUGUCCCA